AGGCGUGAGCCACAGCGCCCAGCCCCCAGUCAGGAUUUGAACCUGGUCUGUGGAGCACAGAGCCUGGGAUCAUCACUAAGGCUGGCAUCAUCACCAUUCUGAGAAUAUGGCCUGUGAAGGGGCCUGGCUGGGGGCUGGCCCAUGAGAGGGUGAUUCAAAGGGUUGGUUUUCCUUUCCUCUCCCCAAGCUGUCCUCAUGCAGGGUUGAGCCCAGCAGGGCCAGUUCACUUCGCCAGCCACCUGGUACUUUGUUGUGUUGAAUUAACAUUGAUUGAGUUAUUGUCUGCCAAGCACUGUUCUAGGCACUGGGGAUUAGGGACUCAGUGAUCAAAAAAGAAAUCCUGCCCUGAUAUUCUUAUGGGGAGGACUGACAAUAAGUAAAUUAAACAUACAGAAUGUUGGAAGAUGAAAAGCGUGAUGGAGAAAACAGUGAAGAAGUGGCUUGGGAGGGACAGGCCUAGGGGGCUGGGAAGGAGGCGGCGAGGGGUUGCAGUGUUAACAACGUGGUCAGGGAAGGCCUCACAGAGAUGGUGACCUUUGUGUAAAAACCAGAAGGGAGUGGGGGAGUGAGACGUGCAGGUCUCUAGGGAGGGGCCCAGGUGGGAACAGCAAGUGCCAAGGUCCUGUGGCGGCCGCAUGCCUGGGCCAGCCAGGAUCCCAGGGGUCUGGAGUGGAGUAGCAGGAGAUGGGGUGGGAGUAACUUGGAGGCCAGCUCACACAGGGCCUUGUGGGCUGCUGUGUGCUUUUUGGCUUUUGUUCUGAAGAAAAUGGGAGCCAGUGCAGGCCUUGAGUGGAGGAGGGAGGAGGUGUGAGUGAGCUUGUGCGAGACAUGAUGGAGGUGGUGGCUGGAGAAGGCCCUCUGUCUGUCCACUGGCUGGAUGCUGGGAGAGAGGCAGCUCCAGAGACUGCGGAGUGAAGUCAGGUAUGGGCUGGGGCACAGCUGGACAGGUACCCUCAGGGGACCUCCUGUGAACCCGAAGAGGACCAGACACCUGGGUUCCACCAGCUCUGUGGCUGAGUUGCUGGAUUGUUUUUGUUCAUUCUGUACCUUUGUGCCUUAUGUCCUCAGCUAUAAACUGGGAAUGACAGUCCUAGUGCUGUUGUGAAGACCACAGGAACUGAGCAAACAACUGUGGGAGCCCCAAAGGUUAAGAGGUUAUCACGGAGGGCUUCCUGGAGAAGGGAACCCUUAAGCUUUGAAGUCCAGAUAGAAUUCAGCCUAGCGGAGGGAAUGUGGGUGAGAUGUGGGUGAGACUGGUGGAAGAUGGGAGAGCAUCCCGGAGGAAACCGGUGAGCAAAAGCUGGGGGCUGGAUGAAGCAGGACACCAAAAUAAUGGGUGUUGAAUGGGCCAAGCUGACAGCUCUCUGCAGGAGUGGACGGUGCCGGAGGACCCUCUCUUCCACCAGGCACGGAGGGUUUGCUGUGACUUCCUCCCACCGCAGCAGCUGGCAGAGCCGGGGCUGCCCCUUCUGCUGGUGCCUCCUUUCAGCCGCGUCUGUCUGGGGUUCCCUUCGUCUGGCCCCGCCCCUCGGGCUGAGCGGGGCGGGGCCAGGCGGUCCCGGAGGCUGCGGCAGGCCGGACAGCGGGAGCAGGUGGAGGGCUGGCGGCGGUCGAGAUCGUGCUGCCAUGGCUCAGCCUCUGGGUCCAGAGCCUCAGCUCCUACCUCUUCCCUCCUUGCCAGCCCCUGAUGUCUGCCAGACUUUUGCCUCUGCUGGAGCCCCUGCCUGACCAGCUUCCCCUCCCUGUCUGGUUGGGAUUUGGGGGCUGAGCUGUCUGGGGUCCCAGGGCCAACCAAUGCAGUGCCGGCUCCCGCGGGGCCUGGCUGGAGCCCUCCUCACCCUGCUGUGCAUGGGGCUCCUGUGUCUGCGGUACCACUUGAACCUGUCCCCGCAGCGGGUGCAGGAGACCCCCGAGCUGAGCCAGCCGAGCCCGGGGCCCCCUGAGCUGCAGCUACACGAUGUCUUCAUCGCAGUGAAGACGACCCGGGCCUUCCACCGCUUGCGCCUGGAGCUGCUGCUUGACACGUGGGUUUCCAGGACCAGGGAACAGACAUUCGUCUUCACCGACAGCCCAGACAAAGGCCUCCAGGAGAGACUGGGGUCCCACCUUGUGGUCACCAACUGCUCCGCGGAACACAGCCACCCAGCUCUGUCCUGCAAGAUGGCUGCUGAGUUCGACACCUUCUUGGCCAGUGGGCUUAGGUGGUUCUGCCACGUGGACGAUGACAACUAUGUGAACCCAAGAGCGCUACUGCAGCUGCUGAAAGGCUUCCCGCUGGACAGCGACGUCUACGUGGGAAGGCCCAGCCUGAACCGGCCCAUCCGCGCCUCAGAGCCACAGCCCCACAACCGCACGAGGCUGGUACAGUUCUGGUUCGCCACCGGGGGUGCUGGCUUCUGCAUCAAUCGCAAACUGGCUUUGAAGAUGGCUCCGUGGGCCAGCGGCUCCCGUUUCAUGGACACAUCCGCUCUCAUCCGGCUGCCUGAUGACUGCACCAUGGGCUAUAUCAUUGAGUGCAAGCUGGGCGGCCGCCUGCAGCCCAGCCCCCUCUUCCACUCCCACCUGGAGACCCUGCAGCUGCUGAGGACUGCGCAGCUCCCAGAACAGGUCACCCUCAGCUACGGUGUCUUUGAGGGGAAACUCAACGUCAUUAAGCUACAGGGCCCCUUCUCCGCGGAGGAGGACCCCUCCAGGUUUCGCUCCCUCCAUUGUCUCCUCUACCCAGAUACACCCUGGUGUCCUCAGCUGGGUGCCCGAUGAAUCCUGAACUGCUGGGCAAAGGUUGGGCAGAGGCUUCUGGGUGUGCCUUGGCUCGCAAGGUGGCACUGAGGGUCCCUGGCAAAUGUCUUGUGAUAGGCAGUCCCUGGCAGGGCCUUCGGGUGGUUGGCAAGCCCAGGAUCUGGGUGACAAUUGGCACUGAAGGCACCCCAGGCCCCUGGGAGGUGAGUUAGACAGCCCAGGGGACCAGGUGGACCAGGUGAUGGCCAGAGAAGCUCCAGGGGCCAGACUCCCUCAGGAGGCUGAACUGAAAAAGGGCAGGGGGCACUUAGCUGGCCUGGGGCUCAGGGGUCCUAACCCUUUAGGCAGUGACAUGGCCUCUGGGUGGGGUCUGGCCCUUGGCCCUGGCUCAUGUCUCUCAGUCAUUCCCCUGGGGCUCAAGCACUGGGCCGCCCACUCCUGCCUCCCUUGCCUGGGUCCUGGGUUCCUGAAGGGAUAUGGAAAUGAUGGCGGAAUCCAGGCUCUGAAGCACCUGCUGUUGUUGCCAACCAGUCUCCCAAAGCUCCUUGCUCCCCACCCCUUGCUAACAGGACCAGAUUUGGUUUGGAUCCUCAGCAUGCUAGGACCCAGAUGAUGGAGCAUAAUGGGUCCCAGCCAAUCGUGAUGAUCCUUUUUGCUCAUUUCCCAGCCUCCCUUGCUGUUAGGGGUUACCAUGGGACCAGCUCUGGCCAGAGGGAACUAAGCAAAUCCAAUAGAGACAUUUCUGGGGAAGGUUUUGCAGCCCACUCCCCAUCUUCCUGCUGUGAAUGUGGGUGUGAUGGCUGGAUCUGGGGCAGCCACCUUGCUACCAUGAAGGAAAGGCCAAGACAAUCAUCCCAGCUAUUCCCUCCAGCAUCUGGUUCUGUACGAAAAUUAAAUGCUUAUUUGUUUAAGUCUC
Messenger RNA from Macaca mulatta (Rhesus monkey), 3655 nucleotides. RefSeq names its product MFNG O-fucosylpeptide 3-beta-N-acetylglucosaminyltransferase (gene MFNG). Lineage: Eukaryota; Metazoa; Chordata; Mammalia; Primates; Cercopithecidae. The record is from RefSeq and is a predicted model, not a curated record. Gene Ontology annotation, biological process: pattern specification process. Gene Ontology annotation, cellular component: Golgi membrane. Gene Ontology annotation, molecular function: O-fucosylpeptide 3-beta-N-acetylglucosaminyltransferase activity.